Molecule: messenger RNA, 1770 nt
Organism: Puccinia triticina
Lineage: Eukaryota; Fungi; Basidiomycota; Pucciniomycetes; Pucciniales; Pucciniaceae
Exons: 4
Coding region: 1-1770 (589 amino acids)
Source: RefSeq, a predicted model, not a curated record
AUGAAAGAACGGACUACUUUGCACGAAAUUACACAAGAAGAAGAUGGACUGCCCGAAUUAGAUAUUGCUGAAAGAGAUGAAGCGAAAAAUGAAUUUAAUAAGAAUAAGAAUAAGAAUAAGGGGGAGAUGGGAAAAUCAAAUGAAGAAUUCACUAACAAUUGGGAAGAAAAGACUCAGACUGGUGCAGAGAACAAUCACGUAGAUGACGUGACGGGAAAUGGUGUUGAGCGAAAUCACAAAGUAGAAAGUCUUGAGCAAGAUGCAUCCCUCGACGUCAAAGAUUUGAAAGUCAAGAAGAAGAAGAAAAAGAAUCGGAGAGUAAGAAAGGCUGCCAAACUUUCUGAUGAUGUAGAUGCAGAAGGAAAGGAUGAAUCUGAUACGCUUGAAUCAGGCCAGAAUCAAUCAGAACAUGAUUGGAUGAAGGCAGCCUACAUGCAUAGAAUAUUCAUUGCUUUUGAGCCUUUUGGAGGGAGGAAAAAAGAUACCGACGAGAGCAUAUACUAUGGUAUCAACAAGCCAGGAUGGAAAUCGUUUACACCAGCGGAGAUCAGCUUGUUGGGCAAACCAUUUCAAGAUUUCUUGAUCAAAGUUCAAAAAGGUGAUGACGUCAAGCCCUUUCAGCCGCAAACAAUCUCACAAGCUGCGCGCAGAAUCAUACGACCCCAUUUAAAAACUUCAGAACUUGGUAAUCAUCAACCCCUUAAGAAACUUGAUAAAAAGACGUACAAAGCAAUUCAGUUCCUCUGGAGCUUAGAUCAAAAUGCUAUCCUUCAGCUCUACGAGUCGCUUUUCCCUCCCAUGAUGAACAAAUACGAAGCUUACCGGAGAGUCAUAACAUUAGUCCAGCAAAUUUCGCAAAAGACAACUGUUGAGAAUUGGCUCGUCAUUAAAAAAGAAUUGGCUAAUAAAUCACAGAUCCGAUCACUCGGUUCUCAAUUAAACAAGCUGGGUCAUUUUUUCAGGUUGAAUGAAGAAUUUCCAGAUGAAAUCUGUCGCAAUGAUUUUGGUCUCCUUCAAAAAUACAUUUCCGAUGGUCGGGAUGCCUUCAAAGGCCUAGGCGCGAAUAAUUUUGAAGACGUAGUGCGUUUUGUUUUUGAAUGGAUGGGCGCCACGGAAUCUAGAAGAAGGUUUGAGGUGGUUCACCCCCAAAAAGACAAGGAAUCCUCGUUGAUUGAAGCGGCAGUGGAUGGUGAUAUCAAAAGCCUGCGAAAGGCAAAGGAAUCUCAUGGGAUUGAUUUCUGGGCCGUGAUUCAUGUGAUACAUGCUCUUGGUUUAGGAAAAGAGCCUGAGGAGACGAUUGCGGAGUAUGAGUUAGCUGGAGUUUAUGAAAGGUUCAUGCAUUUGAGGGAGGCAAUCAUUCCGCCACUCGCCCAGGAUCUUGCUCUGCCUUGGUCUGAAUCGGCGGAGCGACAUUGGCUGGUUGAAAAAUACGGCAAAGAGUACCACAAAAGGUUCAAGGAGUUGUGCUUCCGAAUGAGACGAGUUUUUCGGGGAAUUGCUGAACCACGUCCUCUCCGCUCCGACGUACCCCUUGCUACGAGAUAUAGAAAAUUAAUUCUCGAUGUUCGCGAAAUCCCAGAUGUGAUGCUGUUUGAAGAUCAAGGCCUCGAUUUCAGCCUGAUGCGUGAGAUCCAAUCCGAAAUAGAUUUGAAAACUAUCAAUGGCCACAAAGAAUGGAAGGUUAUUUUUGGCUGUUUUCCUUUGAAAUUGACGGCUGAGCAACAGCAAUUUUUGAAAGAUUGGUCUAAAGAAACAAGUACCACGAUAUGA